Molecule: messenger RNA, 10460 nt
Organism: Myotis lucifugus (little brown bat)
Lineage: Eukaryota; Metazoa; Chordata; Mammalia; Chiroptera; Vespertilionidae
Gene: PRRC2B
Product: proline rich coiled-coil 2B
Biological process (GO): cell differentiation
Source: RefSeq, a predicted model, not a curated record
GCAGAUCAGGGCGGUGCCGAGAAAAAUUUCCUUACUAGAUGACAUUUCAUCGCAAUGUCCGAUCGUUUGGGGCAAAUAACCAAGGGCAAGGAUGGGAAAAGCAAGUAUUCGACGCUCAGCCUGUUUGAUAAGUAUAAAGGAAAAUCAGUAGACGCAAUCAGAUCCUCAGUAAUUCCUAGACAUGGCUUACAGAGUCUCGGGAAAGUUGCCACAGCCCGGCGCAUGCCACCGCCCGCAAACCUACCGAGCUUGAAGUCUGAAAACAAAGGAAACGACCCCAACAUCGUUAUCGUACCCAAGGACGGGACGGGAUGGGCAAACAAGCAGGACCAGCAAGACCCAAAGAGUUCCAGUGCGACGGCCGCUCAGCCGCCGGAGUCGCAGCCGCAGCCGGGUUUGCAGAAAUCUGUCUCCAAUUUACAGAAACCGACUCAGCCAGUCAGUCAGGAGAACACAAAUACAGUGCCAGGUGGACCAAAGUCAUGGGCACAGCUGAAUGGAAAGCCAGCAGGACACGAAGGUGGUUUAAGGGGCUCAAGCCGACUCUUAUCCUUCUCUCCCGAGGAAUUUCCGACGCUGAAAGCAGCUGGCGGGCAGGACAAGGCUGGCAAAGAAAAGGGCGCCUUAGAUCUGUCGUAUGGGCCAGGACCAAGCCUCCGCCCUCAGAAUGUGACAAGCUGGAGGGAGGGCGGUGGGCGAAACAUAAUUUCUGCCACGUCUCUGAGCGCCUCCCCCACUGAGCUGGGCAGCAGGAACUCGAGCGCGGGAGACGGAGCCCCCUCCUCGGCAGGCGCCAGCGAUGCUAAGGACCCCUCUCUCCGCCCGGCUCAGCCUGUUCGCAAAGGGGCUUCGCAGUUCCUGGGGAACGCAUACCACCCACCUACAUACCAUGACAUGCUUCCUGCCUUUAUGUGUUCGCCACAGUCAUCCGAGAACCAGGGUACAGCGGAACGAGCGUCUUUCCCGCCUCCGCCGCUCCGCCUGGAGCCCCGAGUUCCUUUCCGACAGUUCCAGAUGAACGACCAGGACGGAAAAGACAGCCGGCUGGGCAUGCCCCGCCCGCCCCGCCCGCUCAGGCAGCUGGUGGAGCGGGCGCCGCGGCCCACCAUCAUCAAUGCCGAGAACCUCAAGGGCCUGGAUGACCUGGACACCGAUGCCGACGAUGGCUGGGCAGGCCUCCAUGAGGAAGUGGACUAUUCUGAGAAGUUGAAGUUCAGUGAUGAUGAAGAGGAGGAGGACGUGGUGAAGGAUGGCAGGCCACAGUGGAACAGCUGGGACCCGAGGAGGCAGCGGGGGCUGUCAAUGAGCUCUGCAGACAGUGCUGAUGCCAAGCGUGCCCAAGAGGAAGGAAAGGACUGGGGCGAGACAGUGGGCAUGGCUCGUGUCCUCAAGAAGGUGCCAGAACCUCAGCCACCUCCCAGGAAGCUUCACAGCUGGGCCUCAGGCCCUGACUACCAGAAGGCCUCCGUGGGCAGCGUGUUCCGGCAGCAGUCGGUCGAGGACAAAGAGGACAAGCCGCCCCCACGGCAGAAGUUCAUCCAGUCGGAGAUGUCCGAGGCCGUGGAGCGCGCCCGGAAGCGGCGGGAGGAGGAGGAGCGCCGGACCCGGGAGGAGCGGCUGGCUGCCUGCGCCGCCAAACUCAAACAGCUGGACCAGAAGUGCAGGCAGGCCCAGAAGGCCGGCGAGGCGCAGCGGCCACUGGAGAGGGACGCGCCCCGGUCUCCAGGCCCCGAGAAGGCACCACCGCUGGAGAACGGCCCCGCCGUCCGCAAAGGCUCCCCCGAGUUCUCUGCCCCGGAAGCCCCCAGCACGUUCUCAGAAGAGGCCCCCACAGCUCCGGCGGCUGUGGCUCAGAGCGGCAGCAGUGAGGAGGGGCCCGGGGAGGCUGGGUCCCCUGCGCAGGAGUUCAGCAAGUACCAGAAGUCCCUUCCUCCCAGGUUCCAGCGCCAGCAGCAGCAGCAGCAGCAGCAGCAGCAGGAGCAGCUGUACAAGAUGCAGCACUGGCCGCAGGUGUACCCUCCGCCCUCCCACCCGCAGCGCACCUUCUACGCGCACCACCCUCAGAUGCUGGGCUUCGACCCCAGGUGGAUGAUGAUGCCUUCCUACAUGGACCCUCGGAUCCCGCCCACUCGCACCCCCGUGGAUUUCUACCCCUCGGCUCUGCACCCCUCGGGACUGAUGAAGCCCAUGGUGCCCCCAGACUCCGUCAGUGGGACUAGCUGUCGCUCUGAGGAUCAGAGCCGUGUCCCCCAACUGCAGGAAAGAAAAGUGACCGCCAUCGACCCAGCCCCUGUGUGGAGCCCCGAGGGCUACAUGGCAUUGCAGAGCAAGAGCUACUCUCUGCCUCCCCCAAAACCCAGCGACACUUUGGCCAUGGACAUGCACGUCAGGAAUGAAAGCGCUUACUCUGCCUCACCCGGAAGGUCAGGGGGCGUAGGUGCCCCGCGCGCUCCCCUUGAGGAGAGAGUGGAGGAGUACUUGAGUGCUUUUGACAAGAAGGCCCAAGCAGACUUUGACAGCUGUGUCUCUUCCCAAAGAAGAGGCCAGGAGCUUUUGUUUCCACCCCAAGACAGUGUGCAGGACGCAGGUGCUCCUCGGGGCCACACCCCAAACCUCAGGUGUUCCCCACUGGAGCCCGACUUUGCCCCGGCUGAGAACAAGCCAGACUAUAGCAAUUGGGAUGUUAGCCCCCAGCCCAAGGCCGCUGACACAGCCAACGGUGUGGACAAGGAGGCGCCCCGGGAGGAGCCGCCCUUCAAUGCCUCCUCCUGGGAGAAGGAAGGGAGCCCCCACAAACAGCCGUCCCUGGAGCCCGAGUGGACCGCCGAGCCCCGGGGCCCCGGCAGCCAGCAGCAGGAGCAGACCAGCAGGACCCGGCGGUCGGGGCCCAUCAAGAAGCCGGUGCUGAAGGCGCUCAAGGUGGAAGACAAGGAGAAGGAGCUGGAGAAGAGCAGGCCGGAGCCGGGGGAGGAGAGCGCCCGCCAGCCCCCGGAGGAGGUGCCGCGUCACCAGGACCAGGACGAGGACGAGGACCAGGAGAACGACCCCACGCUGGCCAACGCCGCCCCCUCCGCCUCGGAGGCCCCGGGCGCGGCCCGAGAUGGCGUGGGCCGCUCUGCCAGCAAGUCUGAGGAGGACGACCAGCCCGACAGGGCCUGGGAGCCCAGGCCGGCCCGGGAGCCCAGCGACCCGCCCCUGACCAAGAGGAGCAACUGGAUCUUCAUCGAUGAGGAGCAAGCCUUUGGGGGCCGAGGGCAGGCCCGGAGCCGCGGCCGCGGGUUCCGAGAAUUCACUUUCCGUGGCCGGCCUGCGGGCGGCGGCCCCGGCAUCGGGGGCGGGGGGGUCCUCGGGGUGCGGGGCAUCUACACCAACAGCCAGAGGAGCGGCCGCGGCCGGGGCCUGCGCGAGUUCGGGCCGCCCGAGGACUUCCCCCGCGCCAAGCCCCGGUGCCGCAUCGCCAGCGAGACCCACAGCGAGGGCUCCGAGUACGAGGAACUGCCCAAGCGGCGGCGGCAGAGAGUCUCGGACAGCGGCCACGAAGGCUCGCUCCUGGACAGGGAGGAGGCCGCCUCCAGGAAAGGCGACUUCAGGGACUCGUGGCGGUCCCACAAAUGUACCCCCGACGAUCACAGCGGUCUGGAGGCCAAGAGCAGAGGCCCGCGGGCCUUCGGGCGCGCCCUCCCUCCCCGGCUGAGCCACUGCGGCUACGGGCGGAGAACCUUCGUGUCCAGGGAGGCCGCCCACUGGCAGAGCCGCAGUGCCGGCGCCUGCUGGCAGGACCACGGUUCCCCCGACACCGGCCCCCGGCGGCCCCCCGACAGAGACUGCGUCCCAGAGGCCUCCUGGCACCCCGAGGCCCUUGGCGCCAGGGGCUGCGAGGACGGCCGCCUGGAGGACAAGAGGCCCUUCUUCCCGGACGACCACGGGGCCGAUGCUGAGAGCGCGGAGAACCGGCCCUUCCGGAGGAGGCGCCCCCCGCGCCAGGACAAGCCCCCGCGCUUCCGGCGCCUCCGGCAGGAGCGCGAGUCCCUGGGGGUGUGGGGGCCGGAGGAGGAGCCCCACCUGCUGGCGGGUCAGUGGCCAGCCAGGUCCCAGCUCUGCCCCGGGGACAGGAGCGGCGCCGUGGGCCGCAGGUCCCCCGAGCUCUCCUACCAGAACUCCUCUGACCACGCCAACGAGGAGUGGGAGACCGCCUCCGAGAGCAGCGACUUCAGCGAGCGGCGCGAGCGGCGGGACGGCUCCGGGCCCGAGCCCGGCCCCCACGUGGACGGCAGCCUGCCCGGGGCCAGCCUGGGGGAGAAGAAGGAGCUGGCCAAGCGGAGCUUCUCCAGCCAGAGACCCCUGGUGGACCGGCAGAGCCGGAAGCUGGAGCUGGGAGGGUUUGGGGAGAAGGCUGUUAGGCCAGGCGGUGGUGACACCUCUCCCCAUUAUGAGAGCCAGCAGAGUGGGACGCCUUUGAAAGCCAAAAGGACCCCGGACGAGGCCUUGCCAGGAGGUCACAGUGGUCACUACACCCUGGAGCGGGCUGCCCAUGCCACCUCUGACGUCCCCGAAGCCGCCUGUGAGAAGGCAGAGGAGGCCACCCUGGCUGCUCAGAGGGUGGGCGAGCCGGGAGAGGCCAUGAAGCAGUUUGACCUGAACUACGGAAAUUCCAUCCUCGAGAAUUGUGGGCCCAGCCCCGGGGAGGAGACGGAGGUGGGCUCCAUGGUGGGUGAAGGCUUCAUCGAAAUCCUGACCAAGAAGCAGCGCCGCCUGCUGGAGGAGGAGAGGAGGAAGAAGGAGCAAGCUGCGCAGGUGAGGACCUUCCCCAGAGGUGGGAGAGCCCAUCUGUCUGGGCUCUGGCCAGCAGAAUGUGCAUGAAAAUGUACACCCCUUCCUCGGUUUGCGAAAAAGCAGAACAACUUGGGCCUGGAGCAAGGCGAUGUGCCCGUGCCGGGCAGCAGCCUGGGCACUGAGAUCUGGGAGAGCAGUGGCCAGGCCCUGCCCGUUCAGGCCUCAACCAGCGAUUCCUGGACUAAAGCCGCCACGGCCUUCAACAGCUCCGAGCCCGGCUCCGCCGAGCAGGGCUUUAAGAGCAGCCAGGGAGACAGUGGUGUGGACUUGAGCGCCGAGUCUCGAGAGUCGUCUGCGACCUCGUCGCAGCGCAGCUCGCCCUAUGGCACUCUGAAACCAGAGGAGAUGAGCGGGUCCAACCUGGAGCCCAAGGCUGACGGCCAUAAGGAGCCGGCUCAGAAGCAACCCGAGCAAAAGGAUUCAGAACAAGGCUCAGCGCAGAGCAAGGAGCACAGACCAGGACCCAUCGGCAACGAGCGCUCCCUGAAGAACAGAAAGGGCUCCGAGGCGGCCGAGCGCCUGCCGGGCGCCGCUGUCCCGCCGGUCAACGGGGUGGAGAUUCACGUGGACUCCGUGCUCCCGGUGCCGCCCAUCGAAUUUGGAGUCAGUCCAAAAGACUCCGACUUCAGCUUGCCGCCGGGGUCUGCCCCCGGCCCCACGGGGAAUCCAGUGGUCAAGCUCCAGGACGCCCUGGCUAGUAACGCCGGGCUGACACAGAGUAUUCCCAUCCUGCGGCGAGAUCAUCACAUCCAGAGGGCCAUCGGCCUCUCCCAGAUGUCCUUCCCCACGGCCGACCUCACUCUGAAGAUGGAGUCUGCGCGGAAGGCUUGGGAAAACUCGCCCAGCUUGCCGGAGCAGAGCUCUCCGGGAGGCCCUGGCUCGGGCAUCCAGCCCCCGUCCUCUGUGGGAGCCUCCAGUGGGGCCAACUACAGCUCCUUCGGCGGCGUCUCCAUGCCGCCCAUGCCCGUGGCGGCCCGAGCCUCCUCGUGCGCGUCUCCAGGCAGCCACCUGCCACCUCUCUACCUGGAUGGGCACGUGUUUGCCAGUCAGCCCCGGCUGGUUCCUCAGACCAUCCCGCAGCAGCAGAGCUACCAGCAGGCUGCCGCUGCCCAGCAGAUCCCCAUCUCCCUCCACACGUCUCUGCAGGCGUCAGCCCAGCUGGGGCUGAGGGGCGGGCUCCCCGUCUCCCAGUCACAGGAGAUCUUCAGCUCCUUGCAGCCCUUCAGGUCGCAGGUGUACAUGCACCCCAGCCUGUCCCCGCCCAGCACCAUGAUCCUCUCUGGAGGCACCGCCCUGAAGCCUCCGUACUCGGCGUUUCCCGGCAUGCAGCCCUUGGAGCUCGUGAAGCCCCCGUCCGGCUCCCCCUACCAGCCCAUGAGCGGAAGCCAAGCCCUGGUCUACGAGGGCCAGCUCAGCCAGGCGGCCGGGCUGGGCGCCUCCCAGAUGCUGGACUCCCAGCUCCCCCAGCUGACGAUGCCACUGCCCGGCUCCCAGCUGCCUCUGCCGCGGUACGGCUCCGGACAGCAGCCCCUGCUCCUGCCCCAGUCCAUCCAGCUGCCACAGGGGCAGAGCCUCUCGGUGGGGGCCCCUCGCAGAAUUCUUCCGCCCGGGUCCCAGCCUUCGGUCCUUAACACCAGCAGAGAGGUUUCUAUUCCUAUCCAGAUGAGAUGAAGGGGUUUACACUUUGCCGACAGUAAACCCGAAAUGUUCCCUUCAGGGGCUCCGGGGCAAUCACCACAGACCUACAGGCCUAGCUCUGCUAGCCCCAGUGGGAAGCCCUCUGGAUCAGCAGUUAACAUGGGCUCUGUGCAGGGACACUACGCUCACCAGGCAAAGCCACGAGUGGAUGAGAAACCCGGCCUGGGAGCCGUGACCCUGCAGGAGGCCCCCUUGGCCGCCGCCCAGAUGAAGCGCACAGGAGCCAUCAAGCCUCGGGCGGUGAAAGUGGAGGAGAGCAAGGCCUGAGGCGCUGGUCUGGCCGCCUCACUGUGGGCAGAGCCGCCUCUCCGUCCAACCGCCUGGCCGGCCGGCAGAGAAAGAUCCUCUCUCCAGUCCUGAUAGCUCCGACGUCCAACCAGCUUGCACCGUGGAUUUGUGGCAUUGACCUGCUUGCUUUCAUCCGAAACAGCAACAGCCCCGUCCCGUCUCCUUUCCGCCCCCCGGCGGUGGCCCUGAGGAUGCGGCCGCGGGCAGCUCCUCGGUGGGCGCUCCGUGCUGCCCCGCCCCGUCCCGCCGGUGGUGUGGCAGCCGGCCCUUUCCUUUGAAGCUUUUUAUUUUAAAAAGCAGCUGAAGCAGCCAAGGUUUUUACAGAGAAAGGAAAACAAAACACAAGCGGUGUCUGUGCAGCUGAACUUUUAUAUGCUCUUCGCCAGCUCCCCGACUCCUUGUCCGGUAGUGUCUUCCCCUCCUGUUUAGUUUGACGCAUCGCUGUGAGACGCCCCCCUGCUCUUCGUUGGUUAGCCUCUGCGGCCACACAAGGUACCGCAGGAGCACCCGGUGUCGGGCUGCGCUCCGGAGCCCACGGGCAGCCCGUGAGCUGGGGUUUACGGAAGGGUUUCUGUCCCGGAGUCUGAAGCCAGGGACGUGCUGGCCGCUGGCCCUGUGGUGAAGCGUGGACACAGUCACUGGUGUAUCCCGAGUUGGCCUGACGUGUGAGCAGGCAGCACCACGGCCCCCCGCCCCACAGCCCCCGCCCCACCUCCCGCGUCUGCUCGAGGGCGCCGGCACCCAGGGCUUCUCCACCUUCCUGCAGCCCCGCGCUUCCUGCAGGGCUUCCUGCUCCUCCCCUCCCAGCAGCAGGCCCAGGUGGCGGGACAGGGCACCUGAGCUGAGCAGUGAGGUCAGCCUUUCCAGCGGCGGGCAGGUCCAAGGGGGAGGCUGUGUUGCAGGGCUGGCCAUGGUUCUGAAACGGCCUGGGCAGCCACCCAAGUCUGCAGAGCUGCCUCCAGCAAAAUGCUCGCGUGAGCCAUUUCACACUGCGUUUUGUUUUUUAAAAACUAGAAUCGCCCCAGAUUCUGUCAUUCCGAGGAAAGGGAGGGGAAGGCUCGAGUUUUGCAGAGGCCCUUCGAGGAACUAAGCAGCACCUACAGAGAGGGCACUGCCACUGGUCCCAGGGGACCUGGCUCAGCCCGUGUCCCUGCAGGUGUGUGCCGGCUGCUCAGGCUGCUUCUCAGCUCUGUCCAGGGUAGGACACGGGAGGGAGGGCCCUUGGGCUGCUGGAGCAGCUCGUGCUGUGAUGACAGCUUUAAGGACGGGACACCACCUGGCAGAGCUCCCGUCUCGCGCCCUGGAGGCCAGUUUCCUGGGAAGAGCUUUACUGCUCACGUGGUAGCUUUCCGCACCCCCUCGCCUCCAUCCUCGGACCUCACUGUUCACUGGCUUCUCUUUUCCCUUCAUCUCCUGAAUCUUUACUCUGGAGUCCUGUCCUCACUCUCCUGCCCCAUGUGCUCAUCUGCUCUGCCCCUCCUCCCCCACGAGAGCUGCUGCCUGCCCCACUCCCCGAUGCCCCCAUCGCCCGCUGCCCUGCAGGAGCCACACGCUGCCUGAACACCUGGGAACCCGCCCAGACCCUCCCACCUGAUUCUGGGGUCCGCUGCUUGUCUAAAGCAAGAAAGGUUUUCUCAUUGUGAGGCUCCACAGAACAGUCCUGGAUGCUGUUACAAACUCAAGGUGUGCCCUCCUGGUGAUCCUGACAGAGCGACAGUGCUUGUUUGAGGAAAAAUAAAAACACGGGGUCACCUGCUCUCCAGCCCUUUUCUCUGCCCUGUAUUUUCUACUCCCCCCCCCCCCCCCAAUAAAACAGAAAACACUAGGAUUUAUUUAUAUGUAUUGUUGUAGGUCUAGGUGAAGGAAGGAAGUGUCCCACUGCGCUAUUUAUAGAUGCGUCUGACUGACCUGUGCAGGAAGGCCAGGAGCUGCAUGUGACCCUCAGUGCUUUCUCCGCCUCGUGUGCCCAGCUGCGGGCGCUUCCCCCCGAGACAUUUCCAGCUGGACUCGGGCAGAGGGUAGGCCCGGGCCUGCUGGCACCCCAUCCCUUCCUUGGUCUGAUUAAAUGCAGUCUUUACUGCAGAGAUGUUUUAAGGUGCAAUCUCUUCCUUUCGCGUGGUUUUAGAGCUAAGCUCAAGGUAGUAGGACUUUGGGUCUUGUUUUGGCUUCAAACCCCCCUCUUCAGAGCGCAUAACCACGCAGAGGCCUCUGCCAGGGUGUUUUGGGGCCUUUGGUGGGAACAGGUGAAAACCCAAACUUACCUUUUCUGCUGCUGAGAUGGGGGUGGUGUCCACGCCCUCAUGCACCUUUGCCUGCUCGUCACAGUCACCCUCUGAUGCUGGCAGCUCUGCCCGGCUGUUGAUGGUGCAGCCCGCCGCUCCGCACCAGGAGCCUGAUGUAGCGUCCGUCCAGUGUCAACUGCUCGGUGGAGUAAAAUCCCAGCGUGUGGGGUCGUGUGUCUGAGAGGCGGCGUCCACCCACUGAAGAUUUCUUUGCCAGCUGUUUGGUCUGGUUUUCUUUACCGUUACUCACCCCUUCUGUCCACACUAUUGUUUGCAAACUUGGAAUUCAUACACUUCUGGCUCUAGGUUCCUUAAGGGAAAAACAGAGGAUGACUGACACGUUUCAGAAAAAUCGGUUUGCCCGCUUUCAAACUGGUCAUUCCAGCCACUUCUCAGAACACUGAGCAUCUCGCUACAACCGGCGUCCGUGCUCCAGCUAGGCCCUCGCCUCCGGACCUGCUCCUGGAUCUUUGGUGAGAUUUGUGACUGAUGCUCAGAGCCGAGGAGGAAAGCGUGCAGGUGUGAGGUCAUGGGGCAAAUGGUACAGCUCCUCCCUGCAGACCGGCUCCCCUCCACCAAGUAGCUGCGUGUUGCCUCUCAUCUGGACUUGUUCCUUUCACCUGCAGAGCAAGCCUGGGUAGGAAGGUCGGUUGGAAGUGGCCUUUGACAACCAAGGAGACUUGAGUAUUUGUGCUUUGUCGUGCUCUGUGAUGAGUGGGACGUGCAGACUUCAGAGAGCCAGCCCUUCCGGUUUGAAGGCAUGAGAUGGACCUAACAGACCACCCAGGACAGGAACGGCCCAGCGUUGGGGUCAGACCGUUUGUCCCCCGCCGAGCUCUCCACUCGGACCACCAGCGUGUAUUUGGCUAGUGACCUUCCAGGCGCAUCCUGCCGUUCAGUUCCUCCUCCGGGUUGGGUGGCCUCCAGGAAGGUAGCAGCGUCCCCAGGGCCCUGUCUUCAGCAUGUUGCACAGCCUCCCAGGGGAUCGUGUGCUGCAAGCUUCGGGCCUCACGCCUUGCGUAGUGAAAAGGGUUUGGGGUUUUUUGUUCUUGAGAGGGAUUUUGUUUCCUUUUAUUUUGGCCUUUCCUCUGUUUGUCUUUUCAUAUAGACCAGAUAUUUGAAAGGGCAGGCGAUGGCUGAAGGUGUAAUGUGCAGCUUGUUCAUACAUUAUUUUGGGGAAGCUUUUGCCUUGGAUGGGAAAUGGAAUCAUGGGUUCACCAGGCUGGUGGCACACUCACCCCUUGCCCUUUCCCUCCGGUCCAGUACCUAUUGUUUCUCCUUUCAAAUAUGUGAUUGUACUAACUCUUUCCAUAUGAAAGAAUUCUCCUUAUUUAAAUAAAAAAAAAGUUAAAAAAAAAA